Umbelopsis ramanniana AG is the source of this 948-nucleotide messenger RNA. RefSeq lists its product as uncharacterized. Gene Ontology annotation, molecular function: microtubule binding. The transcript has 3 exons. NCBI's taxonomy places the organism in Eukaryota, Fungi, Mucoromycota, Umbelopsidomycetes, Umbelopsidales, Umbelopsidaceae. Gene Ontology annotation, biological process: mitotic spindle assembly. The record is from RefSeq and is a predicted model, not a curated record. Bases 20 to 718 code for a protein of 232 amino acids. Gene Ontology annotation, cellular component: spindle microtubule; mitotic spindle midzone; cytoplasmic microtubule.
AACUGUCAUUAUCAAGGUGAUGGCAACUACCGAUACCCCAGCAGCAAUAGAGAUUGCAAGCCUACAUGAUCUUCACGCGGAAGCUGCAGCGAUACAAACCCACUUCAAAGACAAAGAAUCGGAAUUCAACUGGGAAGCCCGAGAAUCCUCCAUAAUACGACUUCGAGCAAUACUUCACGGAAACGCUAGUCAAACUUGGCCCGAUGAGUUCGCUCAUGACAUACACAACUUGACAGAUGCAAUCCUCAAAGGCCUUCAAAGCUUGCGAACUACACUAUCAUUGGCAACCCUUGCAUUGAUAGCAGAUUUAGGAAGUUACCUUGGAUCUCAUCUAGAUAACUAUACCUUUGACACUUUGUUGCAAAAUCUGUUGCGUUGCGCUCUCCUGUCAAAGAGACUGGUCUCAACCGCCUCCAUGACGGCUACGGUCACCUUCCUGACAGAAACUCCAUUCCACUCCAAGGUUAUGUCACAUAUUUCGGCUCUCUCUAAUGACAAGAGUAUUCAAGCCAGACAGUUUGCUUUUGCAUACGCUUGUUCUUUUGCACAAGCACACGGGGCUAAAUCAAAAGGUCCUUUCGAAAAAAGUGGAGGAAUAGAUCUUUUUUCCAAAAUGAUUCAAAAGGGACUAUCAGAUGCAGCUCCAGCGGUACGAAGUUCAGCUAGAGAGGGGUUUUGGGUAUUUCAAUCUCUCUGGAAGGAUCGUGGAGACAAGUAAGUUUGUUUUAGAAGCAAGGCUUCAUGAGAUCACACAGCCGUUUUGAUAUUAAUUGUUACUCGCGGCCAGAUUGCUCAAAUCUCUAGAUCAAGCUUCACAGAAGCAAUUGCUGCGCAACAAACCUGGAUCAGCAAACACCGACCCUUCUAAGUUACAAGCUAGCAGAACCGCAUCGUCGAGCAGUAUAGGAUCGAAUGCUUCCAAACGACCCACUUUAAAAACAUCUAAUA